UAACCUAGCUCGUUUCUUCCUGUGGUGUUUAAUUUGUGAUUUGAAGUUGUUUGCUCUGGAUUUCUUGGUUGAUGGGUCCCUUUAGACGGCUAGGCGUGCUUUCAACUCAUCGGUGCCCCCAUGAUGAGCCUCCCAGGCGUUCGCCCCUGUGCUUGUGUGACGAUCCCUUUUUGGUUUUUCUAUUUGAUGCGGCAGCUUUUUUAGAAAUGCGGGUUCAGGUCCAAUAUGUUACAAUGUAUGUGUUGAGUUUUUUUUUUUUAUGAGAUUGGGUUGUAGUUUGUAGUUUUUGGGGUUCUUCGCUGGGCAAUGUAGUUGAUGUAACCACACUUAAAGCUUUCAUCUAAUGAAUUUCUUCUCUCCUUGGCAAAAACUAAGAAAAGUGCAUGUUUUUCGUUAAUUGCAUUUAAGUAAAUUUGAGAGUGUCAAAUGUCUCAUGUUCAAUCCCAUUCUCAAAUGUCCCUUUGCAAGUUUGGCAAAAUAAUAGUGACAAACUAGAAUAUGCAAUAUACAAAGCACCUCUCAGUCUGCAACCAGCAUAUGCUGGACAUGUUAAUGUAAUAAAAGUCCGAUGAAAAACUCCUCAAAAUAUGAAAUAAUGAUUUUUUUUCCUUUUUAAGAUUCAUUACUUUAUUGAAAUAGUGAUUGCCAACUUUAUCAAGUGUGCAUUCUUGUUCUGUGAAAUUCUGCCGCCAGUACUGAAAGCACCCGCCUGUGAACCAAUUCUCGACUGUCUUUCACAAGGAGCUUGUCUUCCAGCGGAACAGAUUUAUUAAGAUCUCUAAUGAGAAUUAGAUUAGUUUUUUCUCUUAAUCUUAAGGCUGUGUUUGAUUGUUGGAAUCAUUUUGCAGAGUUCUUUUUCCUUUUUCUUUUUUCUUUUAAAAAGAAUUUAAUAGUUAUGUAUAUAAAAUUGUAAGCAGCCAUAACACAAAGAAAGGCCAGGGAAGGACGAAGUAAAUAUGGUUCUUCAUACCCAUUUUCCAUCUUUGCCCAUAGAUAAUAGCUCAUCAAAAAUGGUUUCUAGAUACCAUUUAUAGAAAGAAAGAAAAAAAAAUUGUUUUUGUGAAGUGUUCACUGGUUAAUUUCAUCUCCAGGACGUUGGUUUUAUUACAGAUGAAGAUUAGUUAACUGAACUUACAAACUAUUUAACCAUUUCUUUUUCCACCUGCUAAAUAAUUACUAAACUAAAUUGAAUAUGCUAGAAAUGGAACCUGUCCAAACCCUUUUUUUUCUUUUAAAUUCAAUAAUGCAUUGUUAUUAAUAAUAAUCAACUACUAGAGACACUGAAAUUUUUGUUUAACCAGAUUGUUAAUAGCUACCACGGCGAUGAAUUCAAGACAUGGAGAUUAAAUCUAUAUUUAACAAGACUUAAACUCAUCAGAAACUGAAAAUUUUCCUGUCAGUUAUUUACUUCAUUGUUCUUCCUUGCCUUUUCCCUGUCGACAAGUCCUAUAGUAUUGGCCAACCAAGCUCAUUGGAUUUCUCUACCUUUUGUCCUAUUCCUAGUUAAAGUCAGAGACAGCAAGAGGAUAUGAGGGAUGAUUCCAAGAGAGACUCAAAAUUUCUGACCAUGUAUAACAGUUACUUCCCUGGACAACUAACUGCAAAAAACAUGUCUGCAGCCAAACUAGCAACAUGUUCUUCUUACAUGAGCUCUCACAUUCACUUAAUUGUUCUCUUCUCUAUUAUCCACUUUCUCCAUUUUUAUGCAGACUAUACUCGAGCAAUUUCCUUCAGUAUAGAUCGGUUCGACCCCGGUGCAAACGACAUCAUCUAUGAAGGUGAUGCAACACCAUCAGUUGGAGCGAUUGAAAUGACCUUGGUCAACUGGUUAUGUCACGUUGGCCAUGCAACUUAUGCAGAGCCUUUGCACCUGUGGGACUCCUCUACUAUGACACUUACAGAUUUCAACACCAACUUCUCAUUCACUAUUGACACUCGUAAAGCUGAGAUUUAUGGCCAUGGCAUUGCCUUUUUCCUUUCUGCUGUGGGCAAAUCAAUUCCACCCAAUUCACCUGGUGGGUUCCUAGGACUGUUUAACACCACUAGUAGUGCUGCUGCGUCUCGAAACCAAUUAGUCAUGGUUGAGUUUGAUACCUUUGUGAAUGAAGAAUGGGAUCCACCAGUGCAGCAUGUUGGGAUCAACAAUAAUUCAAUUACUUCUUCUGUUUAUGCCAAAUGGGAUCCUGGCUCAUACAGUGGCAAGACAGCUAAAGUUGGGAUAGAUUAUAAUGCUACUACCAAGAACCUCAGUGUGUUGUGGACAUAUGAUGAAUAUCUAGUUUUCAUAGGCAACAAUUCGCUUUCUUACAUCAUUGAUCUGAUGGAACUUCUUCCUGAGUGGGUUUCAAUAGGUUUCUCAGCAUCUACUGGUCAGUAUGUUGAAAGAAACACAAUCAAUUCAUGGGCAUUCUCCUCAAAUUUGGUGACAAAAGGUUCAAGUAAUAAAACAGACAUACUUCCAAGCAAUAAACCAGGCAUCCUGAACACAGGGACACAUAGGAUAUUGAUUAUUGCUCUAGCUUCUGUGUGCUUUUUGGCACUUUGUGGAAUUUCAAUUUUCUUUGUAAAGAAAACAUUUUGCAGAAGUCCUCUCCCUGAAGAUCCUGAACUUGGCAGAAGAGCCUUGCCCAAAAGAUUUUCUUACCAAGAACUUGUUGAAGCUACUAAUAACUUUGCAAAUGAUAGGAAGUUAGGGGAAGGUGGAUCUGGACUUGUUUUCAAAGGAUUCUUGAGAGAGCUAGGCUGCCUAGUUGCUGUGAAGAAAAUUGAUGCUGAAUCGGAGGAUCUUUUCAACAAUGAAGUGAAUAUUAUAAGCAGUUUAAGACAUCGAAAUCUGGUGCAGUUCAUGGGAUGGUGUAAUGAACAAGGUGAGUACUUGCUUGUCUAUGAAUACAUGCCCAAAGGUAGCCUUCAUACACAUCUUUUUGGCAAUAGGAAAGCCAUCCCAUGGAAUGUGAGAUAUAAUAUAGCUUUGAGCUUAGCCUCGGCUCUUCAGUAUCUUCACGAAGGAGCAGAAACAUGUGUUCUUCAUAGGGAUAUCAAACCAGGGAACAUAUUGUUACGUGAAGAUUUCACAGCCAAAGUUGGUGACUUUGGGAUUUCCAAGUUUGUUAACACUCAGUUGAGGACUCAGAGAACAAAUCCAGUGGGGACUCCUGGGUAUGUGGCCCCUGAAUACCGAAGAGAUGGAAGGGCAACUAAACACUCGGACAUGUAUAGCUUUGGAGUUGUGGCUUUGGAAAUUGCCUGUGGAAUGAGGAAUUUCAGAAAUAAUGAUCCGCUACAGUUGGUAAAGGACGUCUGGCAAAAGUAUAAAGCAGGAAAUAUUCUUGAUGCAGCUGACAAAAGAUUGAAGGAAUUUGACCCAAAAGAAAUGAAAUGCUUGAUGAUUGUGGGUUUAUGGUGCACACACCCAACAGACAACGAAAGGCCUCCAGCCAGAAGAGUGAUUCAAUAUCUCAACCUUGAAGUUCUAUUGCCAGAACUUCCUCCAAUGUUGCAUUAUCCCGAGUUCUCUUUGGAUUCGGAUAUGGAUGGAUGCAAGACUCGAUGACCAUCAACAAGAAUAACCUCUAUGUAAUUUGCUUAAUUUUACAAGUGAAUUUAAUGGUUGCCAAAUAGCUUGAUCAUACAAUGAGUUUGCUUUAAUCCAACUAAAAAGUUUGGGAUAAUUAAGCAAUCUUUGAUAUAAUCAUGCAAAAGGGGAAUCAAUUUCAAUACAGUUUGCUAUAUUUUUCAU
Manihot esculenta (cassava) is the source of this 3739-nucleotide messenger RNA. RefSeq names its product L-type lectin-domain containing receptor kinase IX.1. Lineage: Eukaryota; Viridiplantae; Streptophyta; Magnoliopsida; Malpighiales; Euphorbiaceae. Gene Ontology annotation, molecular function: ATP binding; carbohydrate binding; protein kinase activity. Gene Ontology annotation, cellular component: plasma membrane. Gene Ontology annotation, biological process: protein phosphorylation. The record is from RefSeq and is a predicted model, not a curated record. Bases 1529 to 3553 code for a protein of 674 amino acids. The transcript has a single exon.